UCACUCCACGCACACUCUCAGCUCUACACGACGUACGCCAAUUUACGCGCCAAAACUCAAACAACAGCUAACUAUAAAAUAUAAUAAAAGUCAAAGGGAAUACAAAAAAUCACACGCUAAAAUUUUGUCCCUCGUGUUAAUUUUUUUUUAUAAAAUUAAAAUGUCAAAUAAUUCGUUUUAUAAAAUCGUUAAAUUUAAAAAAUUGUGUUAAUUAUUUUUUUUUUUUCGAUACUAUCGACUGUUCAACUAGCCCCUGUCUUCUUUGUGUUUUCAAUAAUUUUCGACUACGGUACGCGUUAUGUAAUUUUUCAACCACAUUUUUUGGAAGAAGUAAUUAUUUUCAUUGAAAAUAGUACUUGCUUCCCUCUGUUGACGAUUCUCGUUAUUUUAUUGAUAAAUUGACAAAAAUUAAUAUAAUAUUAAUUUAACGUAAAAUUGGAAGUUAAAUGACGUAAUAUAGUAUGUUUAAGAAAAAUCCACGUGUCGAUAAUUUAUUUUUUCUGUGAAACUUUUACAAUUGUGAUAAAAUAAAUAAUAAAAUAAAUUAACAAACAAAUAAGUGUUCGUUUAUGUAAAUAAAAAAUAUAUAUAUCCAUAUUUAUAUAUGAUUUGAUUACCGAAAAGCCUUUUGUUCGCUAAAAAGUUGUAACCAAGAAGCGUUUAUAUUGGUAAAUCACUUCACUCAUUACAUAUCUAAUAACUGCCAAGCUGAUAACCAAUUUCUGGAACGCAUAAUUUCUACGAAUUCCGAAGGACCACAGAAAAAUACAUCGAUUUUCUAAAGCAAAACAGUUUUUAGAAAUAAAUCUUAAGAGCACAACGUAGAAAACUAUAAUAGCAACAUGAUGUUAUCUUGCGCACAAAUUAAUAAGCUACUCUACGCAAAUGCCACCGGCCCUAUAAGCGCCAUGGCACCGGCGUCUUCGAGUGCACCUCACUCGGACGUUGCGCCAUCUAGUGGUGCGCCAAGUGAAAUUUCUUCUGCUGAUAGUGACUGGAGUGACAUAAGAGCAAUUGCAUUAAAAUUAGGUGUGGCCAAUCCGGAUGACUUGCAUACGGAACGCUUUAAGGUCGAUCGUCAGAAGUUGGAGCAAAUGUUGAAAGAGGAAAGUCUCGUUGAGGGUAUGAAUGGCGCUGAGUAUUUCUUUGAAAGCGUUAUGAAAUCGACAGAAACCUAUAUUAGUUGGCCAUGUCGGCUAAAGAUUGGCGCUAAAAGUAAGAAGGAUCCUCAUGUUCGUAUUCUGGGACGUGUGGAGGAGGUUCAAAAGGCCAAAGAACGUAUUUUGGCAAAUUUGGAUUCAAGAGGUACACGCGUUAUUAUGAAAAUCGACGUCUCUUACACGGAUCACUCAUAUAUUAUUGGGCGAGGUGGUAAUAAUAUCAAACGCAUUAUGGAGGACACGGCAACACAUAUACAUUUCCCCGAUUCCAAUCGCUCAAACCCAACUGAGAAAUCCAAUCAAGUCUCCUUAUGUGGUUCACUUGAGGGAGUAGAACGUGCCCGCGCUUUGGUUCGUCUCUCAACACCAUUAUUAAUUUCGUUCGAGCUGCCCAUCCUUGCUCCGGGGCGACCACAGCCCGACCAUGAAACUCCGUAUGUAAAGAUGGUCGAAGCAAAAUAUAAUGUACAAGUAAUAUUUUCAUCUCGGCCUAAGCUACAUUCUUCGUUGGUGCUUGUCAAGGGCUCUGAGAAGGAAGCCAGUAAAGUACAAGAUGCAACGCAGCUAUUAAUUAAUUUCUCUUGCGAGAAUAUUGCUAAUCAAAUUUUGGUGCAAAUGCAAUUGGAGAUUUCACCUCAGCAUCAUGAAAUUGUUAAGGGCAAAAGUAACUCCAAUUUGCUUGGUAUCAUGGAGCGUACAAAGACUAAGAUAAUUUUUCCUGAUCUCUCGGACUUGAAUGUUAAACCAUUGAAAAAAUCUCAAGUGACCAUUACCGGGACUAUAGACGGGGUAUACAAGGCACGACAACAAUUACUUGGUAAUCUUCCGGUAGCUCUGAUAUUUGAUUUUCCGGACAACCAAAACAAUGCCACUGAAAUAAUAGCACUCAGCACCAAAUAUGGUGUUUUUGUUUCGUUGCGUCAAAAGCAAAGACAAAGCACUUUAGCGAUUGUUGUAAAGGGAGUCGAGAAAUUUAUUGACAAAAUUUACGAAGCGCGUCAGGAGAUUUUGCGUCUCAGCACGCCGCUCAUAAAAGCGACAAUACCCGAUAAUUAUUUGGCACCGAGAGAUAAAGACCUAAAUACUGACCAUCUUAUUAUGCUCACGGCGCUGCUGUCCGGUUUUCCUGACAGCCCAAAGUCGCCCGGCUUGCUAACGACACAGCUGCAGAUGUCACCAUAUGGUAGCAGUGGUCAUAUAAAUAACAACAACAAUAACAACAAUUUAAUGUUGAACAAUAACCAAAGUGAUGGCAACAACAACAUGAAACCAUAUCCACCAGGAUUCGGUGCUUGUUCACCGCCUAAUGUCUGUCCGCCCACGCAAAAAUAUGUGACAAUGCACAACAACAGUUUCACUCGGCCGCAACCGAACCAAAACAACAACUACUUACAAAUUACUCCACCGAACGGUGCCCAUCAACGCGCUCAGCAAACCGCAUUAAGCCAUCAGCAACAGAUAUCGCCAAGAAAUAGUUGCCAUAACACCAGCGGAUAUCAGAGUUUCAGUAGCAGUACAAACUCAUUGGAACAGGUCUAUCCACCAUACUGCGGCAGAGCUAACGGUGGCGGAGGUGGUGGUAAUCGGUUGAUGGUGCCAAAUGGCGAGAUGGGCACACGUGGUCAGUACUCGCCUGACUCGACCUACAACAGUGAAGCUAGUUAUGGUCGUGUAGGUCGUCGUUCCAGCGACGGUGUGCUGUUGGGUUUAAAUGCCUCAAGCCUGCUUGGCGGCCCGUUAAUGCCGGGCAGUGCUGAAAGUUAUCGCAAUUUGCAUUAUGAUUUGAAACAUUUCGACUUUGAUAUGAAGCGUGCCAUGGGCUUCAAAGCUAUGGAGCGUCCACCGGUAAGUGGUGAAUUACGCACACCCACACCAAAUUGGGCUGGCAUGGCUUUGAGUCGCACCUCACCGGGCGUUUUAGAAAGUGCUGAUGAUAGUAUAUGGCCGCGCAACGUGCAUGGUAUGAACUUUAAUAAUUGCGCUGGUGGAAACGCAGCACCAAUAUCCCCGUAUGGCUUGGGUGUGACGGUGGGUUUGCUGGAUGCCACACCCACAAAUCGACGACUCAAAUUGUCCCAACAUAAAGACAUACAUACGCUAUUGACAAGCCUUGGCUUGGAGCACUACAUAAAAACAUUUAUAACAAACGAAAUCGACCUCGAAAUGUUUACAACUUUGAAUGAAGAUAAUUUAUUGGAAUUGGGUAUAAGUGCUUUUGGUGCACGUCGUAAGCUGCUCUUGGCUAUCAGCACUUUGCAAAGUAAUGAUGCCAAUACUACUGGAAUGCCGGUUGUUCCAGGACCACCAUCAUCAAGCAAUGUAUCACCACGUUUUUCAGGCUCAGCUGCACCAGGUGCCGAACGACGUCCUUCGAAUCAGUGGUAGAGGAAUUUUGAAUUCCGAAAUGUCACAAAAAUAAAAAAAAUGAUCAACAUAGAAAAAGCAUAUGAAAAUCUCCACGAAUGUCUUACUAUAGCUUAGACAUAGUUUAUAAUAGGAGUAUUGUAUUUAUUUUAUAUGCGAAAUUUAUAACCUAAUUUAUAUAGAGAUAAGUUUGCAUGCUGAUUUGUAGUAUUCUAUAAGUUUGUUUACAUUAUUUAUCAAACACUACAUUAUGAACCAUUAAAACAGAGACGGCUUUAAAAUACCUUAACGUCCAAAGAAGAGGCAAAUAUCACUAACAAAACAAACAAAAUACGCUCCACAUCAAAGAUAUUUCGAAUGUGUGGUGAGGAAAAUAUACAGAUCCAAUGCGAAAUGGCGUACGAGUGCAAUUGAUUCGUUGACUUUUCAACCAUAAACUUAACUGCAUGACAUUUAAGCAUCCUUUCCAUCUCAUAUAAACAUCAGUGAAAGGAUUCUUCUUGACUUAUACUCGUAUUUGUAGGCAGAACAAAUUGAAAGCUAUGAAUCAAACUCGCCCAACGCUUGCUAAUGUUCAUUUCGCUGAAAAUGUAUACAGCUGCGCUGUUGUGACGUAAUUGAAGAUGUCUUAUGUUACAUAAAUUAUAUAUUUCAUACACUUCUUCUUGUGUUUAAUAUUUUGUAAUUUUUUAUUAGUCUGAAAAUCGAAUAUUACAGCACCGUAAAAAAAAAUUUAUAUGAAAAUUAAAUCUUAAAAUAGUUUGUAGUAUUUAAAAAAUUGAUUGUAAUGAAAAUUUUGCAUGCCUAAAUUGUGUAUUGUUUUAGUAGUAACUAAUUAUGAAAUGAAAAAAAAAAAAAAAACACAAAAAAAUCCCUAUUAAAGCUAUAACAAAUAUGAAUU
This is a messenger RNA of Ceratitis capitata (Mediterranean fruit fly), 4425 nucleotides long. RefSeq names its product protein bicaudal C (gene BicC). The transcript is spliced from 13 exons. Gene Ontology annotation, molecular function: protein binding; RNA binding. The coding region runs from base 843 to 3545 and encodes 900 amino acids. The record is from RefSeq and is a predicted model, not a curated record. Lineage: Eukaryota; Metazoa; Arthropoda; Insecta; Diptera; Tephritidae. Gene Ontology annotation, cellular component: cytoplasm.